Halteromyces radiatus is the source of this 1924-nucleotide messenger RNA. RefSeq lists its product as uncharacterized. The transcript has 7 exons. Bases 76 to 1740 code for a protein of 554 amino acids. Lineage: Eukaryota; Fungi; Mucoromycota; Mucoromycetes; Mucorales; Cunninghamellaceae. The record is from RefSeq and is a predicted model, not a curated record.
UACCCAUCUUAACUUUUUAUUUUUCUUAUUUUAUAUCUUUUACUUUGUUAUUAUUCCUUUAAAAUACUAAUUCAAAUGUUAUUAAAGUCUACAACUCAACGACCUGUGCGUAUCGGAUGUUAUUCUGCAUUUUGGGGUGAUUCCACUGCUGCUGCUGCUCAAUUAGUGAAACAUGAAGGAUCAAAUCUUGAUUAUCUUGUAGCCGAUUAUCUUGCUGAAGUGACAAUGGGUAUUUUAGCAGCUCGACGCCAACGACGUAUUAUGCAAGGCAAAGAAAAGGGUAUCGAUUUUAUCAACGAAUUCAUUAGUUUAGUGUUACGACCACAAUUAUCUGCUUUGAUCAAGAACGGUACCAAAGUAGUAACGAAUGCUGGAGGAUUGGAUCCUGUUGGUUGCAAAGAAGCCAUCGAAGCACUUUUGGUCAAGAUGAAUAUUCAAGGUAUCAAGGUAGCAGCUGUUUAUGGUGAUGAUUUACUUGCUGAUAAAGAAUCACCCACAUUGGAAAGCUUCAAAGAAAUUCAUUCAUUCUCCACCGUCUCACCUGUUGAUCAUACCAAGGAUGCUGAUCGUAUGCCAACUAAUGAUGAACCUAUUCUAUCCAUGAAUGCAUAUUUGGGUGCUACUGCAGUAGCGGCAGCUUUGGAUCAAGGUGCUCAUAUUGUUGUCACUGGUCGUGUUGUUGAUUCUGCUCUUGUGGUAGGUCCUUUGAUGCAUGAAUACCAAUGGAAACCCAGCCAAUCCAAUUAUUAUGAUUUGUUGGCCUCUGCGUCUUUGGCGGGACAUAUCAUCGAAUGUGGAUGUCAUGCUACUGGUGGUAAUUUUACUGAUUGGCGGCAAGCUGCUUUCUCUCCUUAUGGUGGUUAUAGUAAUAUGGGUUAUCCUAUUGUGGAAUUCGAUCAUCAUGGUGAAUUUAUUGUUACCAAACCUGAACAAACUGGUGGUGUGGUAUCUAUUGGCACUGUGUCGGAACAAAUUUUAUAUGAAAUCUUGGACCCUGCUCUUUAUCUAUUACCUGAUGUUAUCUUGGAUAUGCGUCAAGUAUCUCUUAGUCAAGUAGGAAACAAUCGUAUUCUAGUCAAAGGUGCAAAAGGUUUUCAACCAUCUCCUUGGUUGAAAUGUUCUGGUACCUUUUUGGAUGGAUGGAAACUUUCUGGUGAAUUAUUAAUCGGUGGUGCUGAAGCAAAAGAAAAAGCAAUUGCAGUCGGUCAAGCUAUUCAUAAACGUGUGGAUGGUAUGCUCAAAGAACGUGGUAUGGCACCUUUACGAGACUAUAACAUGGAAGCCCUUGGUACUGAAUCAAUCUUUGGCGCUAAUGGCAAAUGUGCUGAUACCCGAGAAGUGGUGUUACGUCUCACUGGACAUCAUGAUGAUACAGCCGCUUUGGGAUUAUUCGCUAUGGAAGUGAUUCCGUCUGCUACUUGUAUGGCUCCUGGUAUUACUGGUGGUGGUGCUGGGCGUCCUAAGCCUGUUCCUAAUAUGGUCCAUUUCCCUUGUUUGGUGCCCAAGGCGGAUAUUCGAACCAAGUUGAUGGUAGGUACUGGAACUCAUCAAACUUUAGAAUGGGAUGCUUGGGAUGAAAACGCAAGUUUUGCUAUACCUCCUACUGUAUCUAGUAUUCCUGAACCUGAUAUCAAGAUUCCUUUGGUCAAGACAAAGUUGAUUCAUUUGGCUUAUGGACGAAGUGGUGAUAAAGGAGAUGUGUCAAAUAUUGGUAAGUCUUCUUGUCAUGAAUUAAAAUAGGUAUUAUUGCUCGACGUCCGGAAUACUUGCCUUAUAUCAAGCGAUCUUUGACGGAGAAAGUGAUGGCGGAUUAUAUGAAGCACUUGUGCAAGGGCUCAGUGACAAGAUUUGAACUACCUGGAUUACACGCAUUGAAUUUUGUGCUUACUCAUUCCUUAGGUGGAGGUGGACUAAGCUCCAUGGU